AUGGCUGGCCCAACAUCAGGUAGUGAUAAGCAAAUCACCAAGGAUGGCCUCACGAUCAACAUUGCUGAUCCACAAGAGCAGUCACACGCUAAGUCUUUCUUGUCCAUCUUUAGAAGGAGGAAGCAAGCCGACCUGGAUGCUACAGCAACCGCAAAGAGCGUCUUCGACGACCCUGUGCUGGCCAAAUACUACCUCCCACAUCCGCAAUAUGAGAAUCUGCACCGAUUCGAUCCCGACUUCCGGUGGACCCAUCGUGAGGAGGUCGCCGUGAAACGCAAGACGGACAUCAAGAUCUUUCUCUGGAUUCUGGUCAUGUUCUUCGGCCUCAACCUUGACCGGGGUAAUCUAGGUAAUGCGUCUGCCGACAACCUUCUGCCAGACCUGCGCAUCAACACCAACGACUACAAUAACGCGCAGAAUAUGUACCGGGUCGGAUUUCUCAUUGCGGAGAUUCCCUCUCAGAUGGUCGGCAAACGACUUGGCCCUGAUCGUUGGAUCCCCGUGCAGAUAAUCCUGUGGAGUCUGGCCUCGGGGGGACAGUUCUUCAUCCACGACCGGGCCGGAUUUUUUGCAUGUCGAUUCUUCCUCGGGUUCUUUAUGGGCGGCUUCAUCCCCGACGCGAUUCUGUACCUAUCCUACUUUUAUAAGAAGACGGAAAUGCCGCUUCGCCUCGCUUUCUUCUGGUUUGUCGAUUCCAUCUCGGGUGUGAUCGCUUCCUUCAUCGCGUAUGGCGUGCUGCACAUGCGCGGCGUGGCCGGACGAGCCGGCUGGCGAUGGCUCUUCCUCAUCGAGGCGCUGAUCAGUCUGGUCAUCGGUCUUCUCAGCUUUCUGUUCCUUGUCCCUGGCCCGACCCAGACAGCCACCUGGUGGAACCCCAAAGGGUAUUUCACCGAGCACGAGGAGAAGAUCAUCGUCAACAGGGUCCUGCGCGACGACCCCUCCAAAGGCGACAUGCAUAACCGACAGGCGCUGAGCAUAGGGAUGCUUUGGCGUAGUCUCAAAGACUACGAUCUCUGGCCUAUCUACAUCAUCGGCAUCCUGUUCGAGAUUCCCACUUCCCCGUCAAAAUCCUACCUGAGCCUCUCGCUCCGGGCCAUUGGCUUCUCGACUUUCCAGACCACCCUGCUGAGUAUCCCCGUCACAGUCUUCGCAUCGCUCAACCUACUUCUGGUCACUGAGCUCACCGAGCGCUUCCACCAGAUUGCAGCCAUUGGCAUCCUCACGCAACUCUGGUCGCUUCCGCUUCUGAUCAUCCUGUACACUUCUGCCAGUAACCUCUCCCACUGGGGCCUCUACGCCGUCACUUUCGUGCUCCUGGGAUGGCCAUCACCGCAUGCAGCACAUGUGGGCUGGUGCUCGCGGCUGAGCAAUGCCGUCCGCACGCGUACGGUCAGCGCAGCGCUGUACAACAUCACCAUCCAGCUGUCUGGGAUCGCCUCAUCGAAUAUCUACCGCGAGGACGAUAAGCCGUACUACCGGCGGGGUAACUCCCAGCUGAUUGCGAUCAAUGUUGCGACGAUUGUAGCGUAUGUGUUGGCCAAGGUGUACUAUGUUGCGAGGAAUCAGUGGAAGAGGCAACGCUGGGAAGCGAUGAGUGAGAGUCAGAAAGCGGAGUAUCUGGAGACUACGACGGAUGAGGGGAAUAAGCGGUUGGAUUUUUUGUUCGAUAGUUAG
Molecule: messenger RNA, 1674 nt
Organism: Aspergillus novofumigatus IBT 16806
Lineage: Eukaryota; Fungi; Ascomycota; Eurotiomycetes; Eurotiales; Aspergillaceae
Product: putative MFS transporter
Exons: 1
Coding region: 1-1674 (557 amino acids)
Biological process (GO): transmembrane transport
Cellular component (GO): membrane
Molecular function (GO): transmembrane transporter activity
Source: RefSeq, a predicted model, not a curated record